AUGCACUCAUUAGACCUAUAUCAGUCAUGGAAUACAACAGACCCUGCUUGGUCUGUCAUGGAGACAUCAGUAGAUCAAAUACCGCCUGUAUCCUUCUUUGCUGCAACGUAUUUGCCCAGCACACACAACUUUUUGAUUGAUGGAGGUGCAGCCAUCGUUCAACCCAACAUGAAGAAUCAAUCGACGCUGUACUAUGGCGCAUUGCAAAAUCAUUGGGAAAGUCCCACCAUCAAAGGAGAUAUGCCAGCACGAAGAAAACAACAUACCGCAGUGUCAGAUGAUCAAGGUCGUAUAUGGCUCUGGGGAGGUCAAAGUGAUAUGUCUACGUAUGGCGGUCCCAGCGUUUUCUACAAUACAUGGACUAUCGUCGAUACACAGACAUGGACAGUAUCACAUCCUCAAGUCGAGAACAAUCCCUCACCUCGUAUUGACCAUACUGCCACCAUAAUAUCCAACAAAUACAUACUAAUCAUUGGUGGGGUAGUAUACUCACAUGAUGUGACGGAUCCAACAGGCCAACUUGCCUUAAAUCCCGUCUCCAUGAGCUCCUUGUUACUAUUUGAUAUAGACAAUAAUCAGUGGAUCAAUAUUAAUGCCGGUGGAAACAUCCCUGCCCCUCGAAGAGGCCAUUCCGCUGUACUUAGCCUUGACGGUAAAAGCGUCAUUGUCUUUGGUGGAGGCAUGCCUGAAGACGAACACAUUCAGAUGAACGAUGUUUUUAUAUUAGAGCUAGCUACAAUGCGCUGGACAGCACCCUCCAUCAAGGGUGUACCACCAAAACCAAGGAGAUAUCAUAAAGGUAUAUCAAGUUCACUCAAGUUUUUGACCCAACAAAUCUCACAGAACAUACCCAAAGCCUAUCUUGUAGACGAUUUCAUGCUUGUGACAUUUGGGCUAAGUGGCGAUAAUACGGGUUUCAAUGAUGUCAAUAUUCUCAGUACCUCAAGUUGGUCAUGGAUUACGCAAUACACUGCCAAUGUGGCAUGGCUGUCAGGAAACACAUCAUCUACAGACGGCAAGGUUCGAAACAAUACAGGUAAUAUUACUGAUCUCGAUCCCAAUGCAAACAUUGAAGGAAAGGAACAUGAAAUCUCAACUGAAGCCCGUAUUAAAGCAGGAGUAAUCGCUGGUGUUGUCAGUGGAGGUGUUGUUAUAUUGGGCGGUGGCAUCUUUCUUGUACUGAGUGUCGUGAUACUUAAACGAAAGCAGAGCAAAUCAAAGAAAUCCAGUAACAGUAAUGCAAUUGAUCCAGCGAGCAUUGGCCAGGACAGCGAGUCAACCAUGACAGAUUUUGUCUAUGAGCCUGAUUCAACGAUUGUGCAAUUUCAAAAACCAGAUAACCGGUCCUCCAUCCGUUUUGCGUCUCAAAUUGAAGAUGGAGAGCACUACUAUAAACCGAAUGCCAAAACAGAUGAAUGA
This is a messenger RNA of Mucor velutinosus, 1419 nucleotides long. RefSeq lists its product as uncharacterized. The record is from RefSeq and is a predicted model, not a curated record. Bases 1 to 1419 code for a protein of 472 amino acids. The transcript has 6 exons. NCBI's taxonomy places the organism in Eukaryota, Fungi, Mucoromycota, Mucoromycetes, Mucorales, Mucoraceae. Gene Ontology annotation, molecular function: protein binding.